AUGAUGUCUCUGGCAGAUGUUCGUGAGGGUUUCAUAUGUCCACAGUGUCACCAAGAUAUGUCCACAAUGGAUAUGUUACAAGUACAUUUCCAGGAAGUACACUUGAAACAGCAAUCGACAACAGUGAAAGGAUUAUUAACAUUAGCUAAACAAAAAAUAAGUUCUGUGACAAACUCAGCAUUCCAAGAUAAUUUUCUUAGUGGGGGAAAUUCGAAUUCAUCCACACCCAGUGCUGGACUUUAUGCUCAAUAUCAAUCAGAGAGCGGUACACAACAAACGGGUUAUCAUCGUUCUCAUAUGGAUAAAUUUCGAAAAUUUCGUAAAGAAAAAUUAGAUAAAACUAGUAUUGAUAUGACACAAUUAUUGUUAAGAUUAGAACAAUUAACAAAUGACAGUGUACCUAAGGAUAAAAAGGAACGAAAAAAAUAUGAACAAGAUGUUGUCGAAUGGUUAGAUGAUACGAGUGUCAAAUUAUGUCCAUCAUGUGCAAAACAAUUUGGAAUAUCAAAACGGAAACAUCACUGUCGACUAUGUGGUUUUGUUAUGUGCAAUAAUUGCUCAGAAUUUUUACCAUUUUUAAAAGCAAGAUAUUUAAUUGAACCAAUAUCAAAAAAUAGUGUAACAACAGUAUCAGCCACAGUGUCAGAUGGAAAUGCAAUGUUUCGUCGUUCUAAUAGUUAUACGAGUUUAACGUCAACUUUAACAAUGGAUGACAGUAUAGGACCAUCUUCGACUGGAGAUGAUAGUUAUCUAAGAAUAUGUCUAGCUUGUCGUUAUACACUUCAAAAACGCCAUCAACAAAUUAAAUUUAUGCACAGUGAAAAAGAUGAAAUCAUUCAACUAUAUGAAAGGAUUACAGAUGUGAUGAAAGAACUUCGUCAAAUUCAUCCAACCUAUGUUUCAAUCGUUGAAUCUUUACUUAAUGGGGAAACAUCACAUCAAAUUAUUGAUGCACAACGACUUUAUAGACGUCUAAGUUCAUGUUUUGAAGUAAUCGAUUCAACAUCUAAACUUAUUUUCAGUUUAUCUGAUUCAUAUUCAGAUACUGAUGAUCAACAUUCCAUUGUUCGUCAUCAAACAAUUUGUCGAAAUAUUCGUUCAUUUUCUUUGCAAUUACUUCAGAACUAUGCCAUAUCAACGUUACGUGUACCAUCUGAUGAAGAUGUUCAAAAAAGUCGUCAAGAUCGAUUAAAAGCCAUUGAAGAAAAAAGUGAACUUGAACGUCAAGCUAAAACAGAUCUGUAUCAACGAACACAUGUAUCUACUCCACCAUCUCUGUCUAUGGCUUCAUACAGUGUUCUUAAUCGAAAAAGUGAAAUAGAAGUGAAUGGAAGACAAGUGGCUGGUUGGAAACCGACAAUCGAUCGAUCUCUAAUGGAAACAGCAAAUGAACUAGAGCCUCUCGUACAACAAAUUUAUCAAGUAACAGAAUUUCUAAGGCAAGCAAAAAUGGCUGGUAAAGACGAUGAAGUUCUCUUGUUAGAAAGUAAUUUGAAAGAGUUAGAACAAGCAAUGAAACUGACUAAACAUACAUCUUAA
Molecule: messenger RNA, 1539 nt
Organism: Didymodactylos carnosus
Lineage: Eukaryota; Metazoa; Rotifera; Eurotatoria; Philodinida; Philodinidae
Source: the annotation of a GenBank genome assembly